CCCAACGGCCCCAACGGCCCUAACGGCCUCAUUGGCCGCUUGGCCGGGGCUCGCUUCCCCGCGCUCGGGGGGCUGCGAGCGGUGCCGGUGCCGCCGCCGCCUCGCACCAGGGGGAUGGAGGACUUCAGGAGGAUCGCCGAUGAGACCUUUCCGAGCUUCCUGGGCAGUUCCCUGAACAGCAGCGCGGGCGUCGCCUUUGGGAAUGUCACGGUUUCCUCAAACCCCCCCGGCCUGCCUGUUGCGGCUUCGACUGUCGCCAAGAGUAAAACGGGCUGUGACAACAGGCUUUCUGAUAUCCGGGCAUCUUAUAUAGAAGAAGGGAAGCAGUCACCUCCGUCACGAUCUCCUGAUGGCAGUCAGUCAGAUCCUGAGCCUAUGGAGAGAUUUGCCCUCAGCUUUCUUGAUGACCUUGAAGUUGCUACUCAAGUUAAAGAACCUCAACCUGCUAGUGUUAGCCUGAAAGAAUCCUACUCGAUAUAUGGCGACCAAGGCCAGGAUGUCAGUGAGCACUCAAAUCACCGUCAAGAUACCUUACUUGAUUUGUUACCACUUGAACAAUUGGAAGAUUUGCCAACUGGAAUAUGUUUUCUUCCAGACAUUAAGAAUAACAAGGUUGGUCCAUCUGAACCUUCUGAAAAGCUGGCAGAAGGUGAAACCUCAAGCGAUCAUCUUAGCAAUAGCCUUUCAAGUUUUUUGGAAAAUGAGAAACUCUCAUCUCUUACAAGCUUAGAAGGAGAUUCCACUGAUGAUGAUAUUGAUGAUGAAGAGUUCUUCGAUAACCAGCUGGAAGCCUAUUUUGAACAGCUGAUACCACCAGAAAUAGCAAGAGGAGACAUCAACAUAGAGAAACUUUCAGAGUGCUGCACAGCACUGAAGCUGUCUGAAAAUGGCUUGCUUCAAGAGGACUUUCGGGUUCCUGAUGCUUAUCAGGUGGUGACAGGAGCAGACUCUGGAAAUGCUAGUGAUGAAGAUUCACAAAAUCAAGGGAUAGCUGGAUGUCCAGAGCAAAGAGAGGUGCUCCCCAGAGCAGUAAGGCAACUGAAUUCCAUGACUAGUGGAGAUGCACUAGAUUCCCGCAGUGCUGCUGAGUUGCGAUUGGAUUCACUGUACCUUCAGUGCAUGGACAGCCAUGAAGCUGAUGUCACGGGUGCUCUUUCAAAGCAAGAAAUGCAAUCCUCUUCUGAGUGUCAGACUGCUGCUUCUGAUGCAGAUGUACUACAUCCAGCAAAAGCAAUUUCAGAGCCCUACACCACUCCUAAAAUUCCUCUUAGUGCAAAUGCACCUGGAACAGAUGCAGAUUCAGCUGAAUGUGAAGUUGGUCUUGCUGAUGCUUACCUGUCUCCAGCUGCAGACAGCUGUGAGAACACGAGUUUAUCUCCAACAGACAAAGGUGAUAUACCACAUAGCAUUGUUUAUCAAAAUGAAGAAGGCAAGUGGGUGACUGAUCUUGCUUAUUAUACUUCAUUUGAUGAAGAACAAGAUUUAAAUCUGUCUGAAGAUGAUAAAAUAGAUGAAGACUUCAUAACUGGAUCUGAAGCAGCAGCAAUGAUUGCACAAGACCAGGAAGAAUUUGAGAAAGCACACAGACUUGUGCAGGCAGAAAAAGCAGACAUUCUAAAUGCAUCUGAAAUAGCAGACUCCUCGUGGAAAUCUGCCAAUAGCUGCAUUCUACUGAGAACAUCUGAACUUAACAGAGAUGCCAGUUAUUUACGUUUGUCUUUGGGAGAGUUCUUUGGUCAGAGGUCUGAAGCUCUGGGUUGUCUUGGUGGAGGCAGUGAUGUGAAACGGCCAUCUUUUGGUUACCAUAUUACAUCUCCGAAGAAAAGGGAACCUGUCGCUUUGCUAAGACAAUCUGAUGUAUCAGGAUGUGACACUGUCCAAGAAACUUCACAGCUUUCUGAAGUGUUUACAGGAGACUUGGAAACACAAACAAAAGACCAUGGAAAUUCUACCAGCUGUGAAGGUGCAUGGCAUAGGAUGGACACUGCAGCUGGAAUACAAAAAAGCAUUAGUACAGAAGCAGCUACCCAAAGUAACCCAAAGGGUGAAAUUUGUGAGGACAAGUUUGAAGGUGGCUUAUGUAAUCAUUCUGAUUCUGUCCUGAGUAUUAGCACAAUUGCAUCCGCUAUUGCGAAUGCUUCCUGCAGUGCUGAUCCUACCCAGCUAGCUGCUAUGAUGAUGACACUCUCAACUAAAAAUAAAAAAACAUGUUUCCUUCCUGGGGUUAUUAAAGAGAUGGAACUCUCUGCUAAUCACGCAUUAUCUAACAAUGUGGAAAACAGUGCAUUUGAUAUGGAAAAAUACCUUAGAAAGACAGAUGAGCUUGGACAUGAAAGUGAAUAUGAGAGCGUCGUGAAACACGACGCAUCUGUCCAGAACCUUAUGACUGAUGGCUCUUUACUUAGUAAAGUUAAAAAUAAAGAUGCUCUUCUAGAAGACUUGUUAAAUGAUCAAAAUGAGCAGCAAGAAAUAGAUAAGCGAUUUCUGGAUCAUUUUCAUGCAGAAAAUGAUACUGAGAAUAUCUGUAAUCCAUCUGAUGUUUCCAACCAUGAAGACAGGACUACAAAUAGUGUAAAAUGUUCAGAAAAGUUGACAGAUUUAUUAAAUAGUAAACAUUCACGGUCUUUAAGUGCUGACCUUACAUCAGAUACGCUUGGUACGUGCUCACCUACAAGAAAUGAUGCACAGACAUGUGGAACUCCUUUAUCAGCAAAAAUAGAAAUGUCACAGAGAAGUCUGUUUGCUCACCAGACUGACAGUCUUACUAGCAGAUGUUGUACCAGGGAAGAUGCAGAAACAGAUCAAGCAACAAAUGCUGUUCCUGAACCGCUUAAUGAUUUGGAGAGAAGUACAGGAAACACUGUGUCACUCAGCAACUUAAAACCUGCCAAACAAUCUGGUAAAUAUGUCUUAGUAAGUCCUACAAAAGCAAAGCCUGUGCAGAAAUUGAACACAGAUGAGAAGAAGCGAAGUCCAAAAAUAGAGAAGAGAAACAAAGAGGCCAGUACUGCUUGCAGCGGGAAUGUGAAACAUGUAACUUUUGAGAAGCUCUCCCUGACUUCCCAGAAUAGUACUGAACAUCAACCCAUUCUUCCUGAAUGUGACUUGCAACCUUUAGAGGAUGAGCAGUAUAGCUUCAGACCUUCCACUUCGCCCCUCAUACACUCUUCUCCUAGUGAUGCUUCUGGAACAGCAUUUUCAGGGUCUGAAGCUGAUUUUACUUGUACAUCGCAUUAUCCAAAAUCUCCUUGCAAGGAGAGUACACUACCUCAGUCAGUUUAUUCAAGCCCGAGCAUGAGCAGAUUAACAUAUGUGUCUGCAUCUGACAGUACACUUAAAAACACAGCUGUAACGCGUGAUCCACAGACACACUGGAAUGAAAAUGCAAGUGCACUUAGUACAACAAUAAUUCGAGCCAGCCCAACACCUUCACAGGAACAUGCCAAUGAAAAUGUAGAAGACUACUUGUGCCAGAGAAACGGAAAAGGAGUGCUGUUUAGUGUUGAUGGGAAAUCAGAAGAAAACGAUCUUGCAGCUAUUAAAAGAAAACUUGAAGAUGAAGUACAGGGCCAAGAACUGUCCAAGGAAGGUUUACCAAGGAAUGAAAAGCCGCUUGCAUCUAUUGCUUCAAAUGUAGCAGCAAAUCAUAGAGAGUUAGACCCCGUUAAAUCAGCUUUGUCAAGUAAAUUUUGCAGCUUUGAGCCACUUUCUGUAAAUGUUGAUGCAGAAGUGUGGCAGGAUCAUACAAACAAAGCACAGAGACAAGGAUUACCAUCCUUAAAUGUAUUACCUGUGUUUCCUGGCUUAAGAACUUAUAUUCCAUUAAAUCAAAACUCAUCUGGUGAACAGUAUAUUCCUAUUUCAAGCUUUAAACCCCAUGUCGCAACCUCUGAAAGCCAAGCAAUUUCUUCUGUUCCCACGUUGCUUACAGGACGUUCUCUUGCCACGACUCCAUUUGUACAACAGCAUCUGGGAAAUAUGCCAUCUACUGGAAGUACAGUUCUGUCUCAGUUUCAUGGCUGCAGCUCUGCAGGUUUUGGUCUUCCAGCAGGGCUUCCUUGCUCUACUAUCCCAGCAGGACAUGUAGAGAAUCCAGUUCCAGUAGGAAUUCCUUUGGGUUCAAAUCUUGGUCCUGGCUCUUUGGGUGCAGCUUCGCUUUGUAAUCCACAUUCUGCUUCCUGGAACAAGAACAUCUUAAACCUAAAAUCAUUUGCUGGACAACCUCUUGGAACUAGUAGAAAAGAGUGGGACUUUUCGAUGUCACCUGGUCUUGGACAUGUAAAGGUACCAGAAGAGCUGAAGUUCCCUAAUGCCUGUUGUGUGGGAAUUGCCUCACAGACUGCUCUUAGCAUCUUUAAUCCAACUGAACGGUGGCUGCAGGUCAGCAUUGGAAUACUCAGUAUUUCAGUAAAUGGGGAAAAGGUGGAUCCUGCGAAAUAUCAAUGUCUUGUGUUCAAGAACAAAACAAUCAUAGGACCCCAUUCUACUGAUGACCUGAAAAUACUUUUCCUACCUUGUCAUUCGGGGAUCUUUCAGUGUAUUCUCAGUGUUUCAUCUUGGCCAGUUUCUGCAGAUGCUGAGACAAUCGUUCAGGCAGAAGCUUUGGCAAGUAGGGUAGUUCUGACAGCAGUUGCUGAAAAUCCUCAUUUAGAAGUGGAAACAGGAAAACAAGAUUAUCUGGAUUUUGGUGACUUGACUUCUGGCAGUUGGAAGGCUCUUCCACUAAAACUUACCAACAAAACCCAUGCUUUUGUGCCAAUUAGACUGAUUAUUAAUGCAAAUGCAGUAGCUUGGCGUUGCUUCACAUUUUCCAAGGCACCAGUUAAUCCUCCUAGUGAGCAGUCACUCCAAAUGGAUACGGUUUCUCAGAUAUCAGCUCCAUCAGUUGUAAAUCAUGUGAUCCAUGCAAGUUACGAUGGACAAGAUCCUGAAGCUCUAACUGUUUGGGUUCUCUUCCAUGCACCUAAGAAACAAAUUUCUUGUUCAGAUCCCUUGGGUCCAGCGGAUGAGUUCUUGGCAAGAGUUGAUGUGGAAUUGGAUAGUCCGGGACCUAGCAGUGUGAUUAAAAGUAUUCCUCUUCGAGCAAGAGCUGGAACAGCAAGGAUACAUGCUCCAAAGGACUUACAGACAAUACGUCUGUCUGCUACUGUGGGUUCAACAGCCAAACAGCAGCUGCCAUUGAAAAAUGCUGGAAACAUUGGUGUAUACUUGAAAGUUAAGACAUCAAAUCAGGACAGUUGCUUUGCUGUUGAACCAGGCAAUCUCUUCCUUCUUCCUGAAGAAGAACGAGAAGUGACUGUGAUAUUUUCUCCAAAAACCGUAACGUCUAUACAAAGUGUUUUGAAAAUCCUUGUUCUGCCAUCUGGGCCUCAGUAUGAAGUGGUGAUGAAAGGUGAGGUGGAGUAUGUGGAAAAUAGACCUGUGUCUACAACUGCCAGCUGCUCAGACAUCCCACCCAUCCUCUCCAACAAGCAGUUCAUUGCUUGGGGAGGAGUAAAACUUGGAGGAUCAGUCCAGCAGAAGUUAACUCUAAGAAAUAACUCUCCGUCUGUGACUCAGCAUUUAAGACUGGUGAUAAGAGGCCAGGAUCAGGACUGCUUUCAGCUGCAAAGUAUAUUUGGAUCAGAAGAGCGCCUAACUAGUAGUUGGGAACUCAAAAUCCGUCCCAAAGAAGACACUAAUAUAUACUUGAUGUUUACACCUACUCGUGUAACUUACUUCUUUGCAAAGCUGGAAAUCAAACAGCUGGGGAUUCGAUCACGGCCAGGAAUCAAGUUUACUAUACCUUUAUCUGGUUAUGGAGGAACUAACAACGUAAUUUUAGAAAGUGUUAAGAAACUAUCAGACAGUUACAUGUUAACACUGGAUGGAUUGUUGCCUUCAAGAUUAAGUACAGUUUCCUUCCACAUAAGAAAUACAGGUUCUCGGGCUGCUUAUGUUAAAGCAUUGUGCUUUGCAAACCUACAGACAAAAACAGUUAUGGAUCCUCAGGUAAUGAUGGUGUCUCCAGAGAAGUUCGUACUAAGAGAAGGAACAUACAAAGUGAUUACUGUAACAUGGAAUCCCAUGGAAAAGGAAAAUAACUUACUUAGAGCAAAGACAUUGUUAUCAACAGUGUGUUUUUUCUGUGGAGAUGAAAUUUCCAGGCAGCAGUAUCGUAGAGCUAUGAUGUGUGAACUUGAGGUAGCAAAACACAUAGUCCCUGAAAACAGCAUAUUGAGAAACGUUGUAUUUGAUGAAGAAUUUCAAGGGGAACAGCUUGUGACAGAAGUGUGCGAUAUCCCACGGGGGACAAGUGACAUCCGUCUUUUCUACGCAAAUAUGCGAAAAGUCAUCCUUACUGUGGUUGGAUGUUUCGUUUUUGAUCGGGAUGGUUUCCAGCAAUCUCCUGGACGUCAUCUGGAAUCAAACAGAUCUGAGAACUCUGUCAGACAUAUCAAUGCAACUUUGGAUGUUCUUCCCGUUAAAGGGCCUCAGGGUCCUCCAUUACCUGUAAAAACUGAUGAUCUUAUUCAGAAUCAAGUAGAUGUUCAACAGACUUGGGCUGUUAAGCCUGAACACUUGAUUUUGACAUCUCCUUCUGUCAGUGGAACAGCUGAUACCGGGCAUGUGCAAAUUGUCAACCAUUCUAAUAGGAUGCUGACAUUUGAGCUUUCAUGGCCAGCUCACUGCCUUACUAUAACCCCACAACAUGGAGUUAUUGAACCAGAGAGCCGUACACUAAUUCUGGUGAGUCCUAAUCCAUCACUUGCCACGAAGCCUUCUGUAAUUCCUUGGAGUGGGCUAAUCUAUAUCCAUUGUGAUAACGGACAAAAAUUUAUUAAAGUGCAGAUUCGAGAGGAGAAUGUACAAGAUGUGCCUGGAGCAGGCUCUCCAUCUAGAAGACGGGAUAUAUUUACUCUACAGUCUGCAAGUCCUACUGUUCAUGUGGCAAAACCUCUCUCAGCGCUUCCUUUAACAAAAAUGGAAAUAAAGAACAGAUCUGUUCUGUUUCCUAAAACAAGAGCUGGUGAAAGCUCAGAGAGUUACCUGGAAAUGGAGAAUAAGGGGGAUGAAAAUGUGAGGUGGAAUUUGUCGUCAUUUACACCACCUUAUGUUAAAGAUGUGGAUGGAACUGAUUCUGUUUAUAGGGUUACUUACUCUGCUUUCAGAUGUUACCGCGUUUCUGGUACUCUUGAAGCUCAUGGAAAAGAAAAGGUUGCUCUAAUAUUUUUACCUAGAGACAGUGGGGAUUACUCCCAGUUUUGGGACCUUGAGUGUCACCCUGUUGAGAAACCUAGUUGGAAACACAAACUAAGAUUUCAGCUUUCUGGAAUAGGUACUAAAACUGAAAAUAAAACUGCAAUUGUGAAAGCUUCCACAGAUACGGUCAUAGGAACUGGGCUUCCAGUUAUACCAGAAAGGAAGGUUUACUCUGAAGCACCUACAAUUAAAGCAGGAUCGAGUGACAUAACUCGAGGGGUAUAUGCACCAGAAGACCUGUAUACUUUUCCUCUAACUAGAGUUGGGGAAUCACGCACAUUAAAAGUCAACUUGCGAAAUAAUUCCUUUAGAACACACUUGCUGACGUUCUUGAGUCCCAAAGAGCCUUUCUACAUCAAGCACUCGAAAUACUCUCUAAGAUCCCAUCAUUACAUCAACGUGCCAGUCCAGUUCAAGCCACCUGCAGAAGGCAUAUUUGAAGCUCUCUUGGCCGUGUAUACGUCCAAAUAUGGCUAUGUUAAUAUUCGACUAUGUGGUAAAGCUGUCGCAAAAGACUAGUCAGAACAGUUUUACAGCCAUUUAUAAUAAUUUAUAACAGUUCAUGCAAUUUAAAAUAUUGAAGGAUUUGCUACUACAUUUCCAUACUAACUUCCUACUUGUUUUGCCCUGUGAUGCUGCUUUGACAGAAAGUCUUCUUUAAGAUGAAUUAUGGUGCUUGUUCUACAAGUAUAUUUUCAUAGUAAAAACACUGAGAAAUAUCAUUGUAUGUUUUAAAGUUAUCAUGUUCUAACUUAUGUUUCUGCACUUUUGUUGAAGAGGGAAGUUUUCUAUUUUUGCAUUUAUUAGGACUAGUUAGAUAAGAUUGUAUUUUAUUUUUAGCAUUGUAAAUACAGAAAUAAAGUGUGUUAACCGUUGAUUCCA
Cygnus atratus (black swan) is the source of this 8124-nucleotide messenger RNA. It is a transcript of the gene CEP192, whose product is annotated as centrosomal protein 192. Gene Ontology annotation, biological process: protein localization to centrosome; centrosome duplication; centriole replication. Lineage: Eukaryota; Metazoa; Chordata; Aves; Anseriformes; Anatidae. The transcript has 44 exons. The record is from RefSeq and is a predicted model, not a curated record. Gene Ontology annotation, cellular component: pericentriolar material; centriole; cytoplasm. The coding region runs from base 115 to 7761 and encodes 2548 amino acids. Gene Ontology annotation, molecular function: protein kinase binding.